CUGGCAGCAGAGUGUCAGAGCGCCGGCUACCCUGGUGUUUUGGUGCCUUUCAAGUGUGACUUGGCCAAAGAGGAGGAGAUUCUGUCCAUGUUUGCAGCGAUCAAAGAGCAGCACAAAGGCGUGGACGUGUGCAUCAACAACGCUGGCUUGGCUCACCCAGAGCUGCUGCUAAACGGCAAAACCAGUGGCUGGAAAAACAUGUUGGAUUUAAGGACUCAGAGUUAUUUUAGAAAAACAAAAUUCCAGAGAUUUUCUUUACCAUUUAUUUAGCUGCUUUGGUCACUUGCAGGUAAACGUUCUUGCACUGAGCAUGUGUGCACGUGAAGCUUAUCAGUCAAUGAAAGAGAGAAACGUGGAUGAUGGGCACAUCAUAAACAUAAACAGACUUGGGACCUGUCUCUGCUGUACCCGAUGCUCCAGAACCCCGCAUUAGAUAAGCAGAAGAAAACAGAUGGAUGUAUGCUGUAACUGCGCUGACUGAGGGCCUGAGGCAGGAGCUGCGCGCAGAAAACACUCAUAUUCGGGCCACAAGCAUUUCUCCUGGCUUUGUGGAGACAGAAUUUGCAUCACGCCUCUACAGAGACAAUUCUGAUAAAGCAGCUGCUGUAUACACUGAUUAUAAGUCUCUGGAAGCAAAAGACCUCGUCAGUGCCAUCACAUACGUGCUCAGUGCCCCUCCUCAUGUUCAGAUUGGGGAGAUUUUUCUUGAAGGUCUGUAGCAGGUGUCAUGCAACUUGGCCGUGAGACCCAUCCCAAUCUUUACAUCAAAGUAGUGUGACCGGCUCUCCUUACUUCUCAACACUGUCAGAUUGUAAUCAAUUCACAGAAGGAUAAAAUAAAGGAAACUCAUCCAGC
Molecule: messenger RNA, 855 nt
Organism: Haplochromis burtoni (Burton's mouthbrooder)
Lineage: Eukaryota; Metazoa; Chordata; Actinopteri; Cichliformes; Cichlidae
Product: dehydrogenase/reductase SDR family member 11-like
Exons: 6
Coding region: 456-719 (87 amino acids)
Source: RefSeq, a predicted model, not a curated record